AUGGGAGGGUCGGAGGAGGAGCCGGGAGAGCACGGGGUCGACCGGGCUGGGCGAGGGGAGGGGGCAGAUGACGGUAGCGAGAACCCCGGCGGGGCGGGGCAGGUCAGCACGUCCCGGCAGGGCUGCGGCGGAGCGAGCGGAGCCAACUCUGCAGAAGACGGCGGCUGCUCGCCCGGACGGUCAUAUCCCGCUGCAGGGGCCGGCGGAGGCCGCCGCACUACCGCCCGCACCGAGGACCGCGGCCGGCGGCCGGGCCGCGCGACACCGCCCCCCGCUCACGGACGGACCACUCGGCGGGUCCGAGCUCUGGGGGUCCCGCAGUCUCGCGCCCCGCGCCCGCUGCGCCUCCGCCCUCCGCCCGCAGCUCGGGCCCGCGCUGCCCGCCUCGCCGGGCCCGCGCCGGAAUGGGGUAGGGGCAGCACCGCGGAGUCGGGCGAUGGGCCGCCCUCUGGGCACCGAGCAGCCUCCCUAGGCCUGAACCGACCGCAGGGACCGGCGGAGCGCCGCCUGGAUGUCAAGCGGACGCCCCAGCGCUUCCCAGCGGACUCAGCGGGGACCAUGGCUUCGCUGGUGCCCCUCUCCCCAUAUUUAAGCCCCACGGUCCUCCUGCUGGUCAGUUGUGACCUAGGAUUUGUGCGAGCAGACCGGCCUCCGUCUCCUGUGAAUGUGACAGUCACUCACCUUAGAGCUAACUCCGCCACUGUGUCCUGGGACGUCCCAGAAGGCAACAUCGUCAUUGGAUACUCCAUUUCCCAGCAACGACAGAAUGGCCCUGGGCAGCGUGUGAUCCGGGAGGUGAACACCACCACUCGGGCCUGUGCCCUCUGGGGCCUGGCUGAAGACAGCGACUACACGGUGCAGGUCAGGAGCAUUGGCCUUCGGGGAGAGAGCCCACCUGGACCCCGGGUGCACUUCCGAACUCUCAAGGGUUCUGACCGGCUACCCUCCAACAGCUCAAGCCCAGGUGACAUCACAGUGGAGGGUCUGGAUGGAGAGCGACCAUUGCAGACAGGGGAAGUGGUCAUCAUUGUGGUGGUGUUGCUCAUGUGGGCUGCUGUAAUUGGGCUCUUCUGCCGUCAGUACGACAUCAUCAAGGACAACGACUCCAACAACAAUCCGAAGGAGAAGGGCAAAGGCCCAGAACAGAGUCCGCGGGCAAGGCUGGCAGGAGCCAGACAGAAAAAGUCACCAUCCAUCAACACCAUUGACGUAUGAGUGAA
Messenger RNA from Manis javanica (Malayan pangolin), 1220 nucleotides. It is a transcript of the gene FNDC4, whose product is annotated as fibronectin type III domain containing 4. Gene Ontology annotation, molecular function: protein binding. The record is from RefSeq and is a predicted model, not a curated record. Gene Ontology annotation, cellular component: extracellular region; plasma membrane. Gene Ontology annotation, biological process: negative regulation of inflammatory response. NCBI's taxonomy places the organism in Eukaryota, Metazoa, Chordata, Mammalia, Pholidota, Manidae.